Molecule: messenger RNA, 2226 nt
Organism: Penicillium brasilianum
Lineage: Eukaryota; Fungi; Ascomycota; Eurotiomycetes; Eurotiales; Aspergillaceae
Source: the annotation of a GenBank genome assembly
GUAAGCCAUAACUACCUCCAGCUGGGUCCGUAACCCGGAGUUAGUGAAAACUAGCCUUCUCCGUCUCCCAAUAUUCUGCCGCCAGGUCGCGCCAGUGAUAUCAUCGUCAACUUCAACGCGUCUUUUCUUACUUUUUUUUUUUCCCUUUCUUUUUGAAUCCCCCCUUCAAGAUCCUAUUUCCCUGCUUUCCCCUCUCCCAUCCUUUUCGAGACCUCAUCCUUUUCGUUCUCUCCCGCUGCUCCUUCUGCAGCAUGUCCCGCCCCUGAAUCAUGUGGAGACGAACCUAUCUACUCUUACUACUCAUCCGUGUUUACUUUGCACUCUCGCCAAGCUAUCUACACCCCGAUGAGAACUUUCAGGGCCCCGAGGUCUAUGCCGGUAUGUUGACAGUCCAAAGACAAGAUUUAAUUAUUUUCCAGCACCAUUCUUCCCUUGCGACAUUCUUGGAAUCACAUCGCGCGCCCGCUGAAAAUUAUUUGCGAGCGGCUGUCGCGGAUCUUGCGAUGCGCCCGGUCCCGCGAUCUGCCUGCCCAACACAAAAACAUGCCACGAUCUCGUCUACACUGUCGGUCAUUAUACUAUUCCUUAUCGGAUAGCUAAUCCAGAUCAUCUCUGCCAGGCCGCAUCUUCGGCUAUCCCUCCAAACUCCCCUGGGAAUUUACCGUCGACCACCCCAUCCGUAGCGUCUUCCCACUAUGGCCCACCUACGAGGUUCCCAUGAGCCUUUUGCAUUGGUUCUACACCGAAUACGGCUCUGGCAAUCCACCACCACAACUGGUAUACUAUGCUUUGCGAGCUGGAAUGUUCCUGCUGAGCUUUGUGUUGGAGGACUGGGCGAUCUAUGAGCUGGUGCCAUCUCCGCGCCACCGCCGUGCGACGGUUGUCCUGGUGGCCUCGUCGUAUGUCACCUGGACAUAUCAGACGCACACCUUUUCCAACUCUCUGGAAACAUUGCUGGUAGCCUGGGGCUUGGUUUUGAUUCGACGCAUCCUCGAGAACAAGCAACGCUCAUCCUUCUUCUCCUACGCUGUUCUCUCCUUCAUCGCAGUGGCCGGUGUCUUUAAUCGCAUUACCUUUCCCGCCUUCCUUCUCAUCCCAGGUCUACAAUUGUUGCCAUACUUCCAGCGCAAACCAAGCUCUCUAAUAGCAAUUAUUGGCUUCGGCGCUGUCUUCUCCUCAAUAGCAAUCUAUACCGACACCCUCUUCUACCGACCCUCCUCGACCUUCCUCUCCGCCAUCCGCAACCCAAUCAUCACACCGCUAAACAAUCUCCUCUAUAACAGCGACACCUCCAACCUAGCCACCCACGGCCUCCACCCACAUCACCAACACUUCACAGCAAACCUCCUCCAACUCCUCGGCCCAGUCUACAUCGUCAUGAUCUUCUCCCUCUUCCGCACUCUCCAAAUACCCACCUGGCUCCGCAACGCACGCGCCGUCUCCGCCCUCUCCGCAACACUCCUCCUCUCCAUUUUCCCCCACCAGGAACCACGCUUCCUCAUCCCCUGCGUCCCCCUCCUCCUCAGCUGUAUCCGUGUACACCGCUCCCGCAUCUUUCUGGCAGCAUGGAUCAUCUUCAACGCCAUCAUGGGCUUCCUAAUGGGCGUCUACCACCAAGGCGGCAUCGUCCCGGCCCAACUCGCCAUGCGGACUAUCGUCUCCACCAACACCGUUGCACAGGGCAUAAAAACAAACCCCGACGCAUCAGUCUUCUGGUGGAAAACCUAUUCCCCACCGCAAUGGCUCCUCGGCGCAGAGAACAGCUCCACGCCCGCGAUCACCACCCUCGACCUCAUGGGCAUCCCAGGCGUAGACCUCAUCCAGCGUCUCGACCAAUCGGUCCCACCAUGCGGCGCCGUGUCACCAGUUUACCUCGUCGCGCCGACAUCAGCGACGUUCCUGGACGAGUACGCCGCGACCGGGUCGCCACGUACCCCCGAUCUUCAACUGUACCGACUCUGGACGUACCGCAAGCAUCUGAAUCUGGAUGAUCUGGACUUUGGCGAUGAUGGGGUCGUCCCGACCCUGGCGCGGGUGAUUGGGCGGCGCGGGUUGGGUGUUUGGUCUGUUCGGCGGGCUUGCAAAUAAGGGGCGUUCUUUCCUUUGAGAUACACCAUAUAUCCUUUUCUGUUCUCUUGACACUUUUUUUUUUUUUCAUUGUCACUUACAUUGGGUGGUUGGUCGGAUCUUGGUCAUGGUCAUGAACGGGGUUGGGGUUGGGGGUCG